GGACUGGCGACUGGUGCUCAGAACCCCCAACCAACUGCCUGCUGAGAAGCCCACCCCUGGCCAGACCCUGUGCCCCCACUGGCCUCAGUACAUGGGAUGGUGCUGCGCACCCUGCCAGCAGGCUGGGCUCACCAUGGUGCUGGGCACCAUUCUGACACGAGGGAGGGAUGUGUGCAAGCGGAAUGGACUGCUCAUCCUGUCCGUGCUAUCUGUCAUCGUGGGCUGCCUCCUUGGCUUCUUCCUGAGGACACAGCGCCUCUCACCACAGGAAAUUAGUUACUUCCAGUUUCCUGGAGAGCUUUUGAUGAGGAUGUUGAAGAUGCUGAUCCUGCCACUGGUGGUCUCCAGUUUGAUGUCCGGCCUCGCCUCUCUGGAUGCCAAGACCUCCAGUCGCCUGGGCAUCCUCACCGUGGCAUACUACCUGUGGACCACCUUCUUGGCAGUCAUCGUGGGCAUCAUCAUGGUCUCUGUCAUCCACCCAGGAGGGGCAGCCCAAAAGGAGACGACUGAGCAGAGCGGGAAGCCCAUCAUGAGCUCAGCCGACGCCCUGCUGGACCUUAUCCGGAACAUGUUCCCAGCCAACCUUGUGGAAGCCACAUUCAAACAGUACCGCACCAAGACUAUCCCUAUUGUCAAGUCGCCCACGAGGGCAUCAGAGGUUUCUCCUCGGCGCAUCCUCAUCUACGGCAUCCAGGAAGAGAAUGGCUCUCGGGUCCAGAACUUCACCCUCGACCUGACCCCACCGCCCGAGGUGGUUUACAAGUCAGAACCUGGCACCAGCGAUGGCAUGAACGUGCUGGGCAUCGUCAUCUUCUCUGCCAGCAUGGGCAUCAUGCUGGGCCGUAUGGGUGACAGUGGGACCCCUCUGGUCAGCUUCUGCCAGUGCCUCAAUGAGUCUGUCAUGAAGAUCGUGGCGGUGGCUGUGUGGUAUUUCCCCUUUGGCAUUGUGUUCCUCAUUGCCGGCAAAAUCCUGGAGAUGGACGACCCCACAGUCGUCAGAAAGAAGCUGGGCUUCUAUGCCAUCACUGUGGUGUGUGGGCUGCUGAUCCAUGGCCUCUUCAUCCUGCCCCUGCUCUACUUCUUCAUCACCAAGAAGAACCCCAUCAUCUUCAUCCGCGGCAUCCUCCAGGCCCUGCUCAUCGCACUGGCCACCUCCUCCAGUUCAGCCACGUUGCCCAUCACCUUCAAGUGCCUCCUGGAGAACAACCACAUCGACCGACGCAUUGCUCGCUUCGUGCUGCCCGUAGGCGCCACCAUCAACAUGGACGGCACCGCACUCUACGAAGCCGUGGCCACCAUCUUCAUCGCCCAGGUCAACAACUAUGAGCUGGACUUCGGCCAGAUCAUCACCAUCAGCAUCACAGCCACUGCAGCCAGCAUCGGGGCAGCUGGCAUUCCCCAGGCCGGGCUCGUCACCAUGGUCAUCGUGCUCACUUCCGUGGGACUGCCCACUGAUGACAUUGCCCUCAUUAUCGCUAUCGACUGGGCUCUGGACCGUUUCCGCACUAUGAUUAACGUGCUGGGUGAUGCGCUGGCCGCUGGGAUCAUGGCCCACAUUUGCCGGAAGGACUUUGCUCAGGACAUGGACACCAAGAAACUUCCACCUGGUGAGACCAAGCCGGUGAGCCUCCAGGAGAUCAUGGUGACACAGCAGAAUGGCUGUGUGAAGAGCGUGGCUAAGGCCUCGGAGCUGACCCUGGGCCCUGCCUGUCCCCACCAUGUCCCCGUCCAGGUGGAGCAGAAUGAGGAGCUGGCCACCACCAGCCUGCACCACUGCACCAUUGAGAUCAGAGAGCUUGAGACCCAUGUCUGAGCCUGC
Messenger RNA from Talpa occidentalis (Iberian mole), 1819 nucleotides. It is a transcript of the gene SLC1A7, whose product is annotated as solute carrier family 1 member 7. The transcript is spliced from 11 exons. The record is from RefSeq and is a predicted model, not a curated record. Lineage: Eukaryota; Metazoa; Chordata; Mammalia; Eulipotyphla; Talpidae. Gene Ontology annotation, biological process: L-glutamate transmembrane transport. Bases 92 to 1813 code for a protein of 573 amino acids. Gene Ontology annotation, cellular component: plasma membrane. Gene Ontology annotation, molecular function: glutamate:sodium symporter activity; L-glutamate transmembrane transporter activity; neutral L-amino acid transmembrane transporter activity.